Molecule: messenger RNA, 1935 nt
Organism: Hansenula ciferrii
Lineage: Eukaryota; Fungi; Ascomycota; Saccharomycetes; Phaffomycetales; Wickerhamomycetaceae
Product: Siderophore iron transporter
Exons: 1
Coding region: 1-1935 (644 amino acids)
Biological process (GO): transmembrane transport
Molecular function (GO): transmembrane transporter activity
Source: RefSeq, a predicted model, not a curated record
AUGACUAAAGACGCUGUUGCUGAAAAGCAAGUUGAUUUACACCAAACAACUUCAAUUGAUUCUCCAAGACCUUUGGAAUUACAAGAUGAUGUUGAAUUGAAAGAAUCACCAGAAUCAAUAAGUGAUGAUACUUCAUCAUCAUUAAACCAAAAAGUUUACCAUUCAAGAGGUGUUCAAAGAGCUGAAAAUGUUAAAGUCCUAAUGGAUACCUCUAAACAAGGUAAAUGGUUUAGAAUUUCUCUUGCUGCUUCCCUUUUAAUCUGUGCUUGGGUUUAUUCAUUAGAUGGUUCAACUACUUAUAAUUAUUCUCCAUAUGCUACAUCAUCAUUUGGUCAUCAUUCCAUGAUUUCUACUUUACAAAUUGCAACAUCAAUCAUGUCAUCAGUUUCUCAACCAAUGUUGGCAAAAUUUUCUGAUGUUACUUCAAGACCAAUCACUUAUAUUUUAACCCUUGUUCUUUAUAUGUUGGGUUAUAUCAUUGUUGCCUCAUCAAAAACAAUCAGUGCUUAUGUCAUUGGUGAAGUUUUCGUUACUAUUGGUGGUACUGGUAUUAAUUUAAUGAGUACAAUUACCGCUGCUGAUAUAACUCCUUUGAAAUAUAGAGGUUUAUUAUUAGGUAUUUUAUCAACUCCUUAUUUAAUCACAACUUGGUUCUCAGGUUUAAUUGUUGAUGCAAUCUUAGGUAAAGGUAAUUGGAGAUGGGGUUAUGGUAUGUUCGCCAUUAUCAUGCCUGUCGCAAUUGCUCCAGCUAUUGUUAUUAUGAUGUGGCUAGAUAACAAAGCUGAUAAAUUGGCUGCUGAAAAUAUCAAGAUUAAAGCCGCUGAAUCAUUAGAAAAACCAAAUACUUUCCAUUUUAGAGAAUUAACUUUUGUGGAAAAAUUAAAAUUCAUCUGGCAACAAACUUUAGAAAUUGAUUUAAUUGGUUUAAUCUUGAUGGGGUUCGGUUGGUCUCUUUUGUUAUUACCAUUCUCAUUAUAUGAAUCUGCAAAAGGUCAAUGGCACAAUCCUUCAAUGAUUGCUAUGAUUGCAGUUGGUGCUGUCUUAUUAAUCAUUUACACAAUUUAUGAAUUCUGGGUUGCUCCAUAUCCAUCAAUGCCUAAGAGAGUUUUGUUAAAUAGAACAUUCAUGACCGCUGUUUGUAUUGAUUUCUUUUACCAAUGUGGUGGUUAUGUUAGAUUAUUAUAUUUCUCUUCAUAUGUUUGGAUCAUUAAAGAUUGGUCAUAUCAAAAUUGGACUUAUUUCAACAAUACUUUAACAAUGGGUCUUUGUUUCUUUGGUGUUGUUGUUGGUUUAAUUCAAAGAUAUACUCAUCGUACCAAAUAUUUACAAUCUUUCGGUUUAGCUUUACAAGUUGUUUCAAUGGGUAUUACUUUAUGGGCUCGUUAUGAUCAUGCAUCAGAUGCUGCUAUUGUUUGGACUCAAAUCUUAAUUGGUAUUGGUGGUGCUUGUUCAGUUGUUGGUUCACAAGUUUCUUCACAAGCUUCAGUUCCUCAUCAAGAUACCGCUUUAGUUAUCUCAUUAUUAUCACAAUGGUCAUCUAUCGGUGCAGCUAUUGGCUCAGCAAUUGCUUCAGCUAUAUGGCAAGGUAAAAUGCCAGGUAAUUUGAGAAAAUAUAUGCCAUCUUCAGUUUCUGAUGAACAAGUUACUACAUUAUUUGGAUCAUUGACAGAUAUUCAUGAUUAUCCAUAUAAAUCAGAAGAAAGACAAGGUGCUAUUAAAGCUUAUUUUGAAACUGUUUAUUACCUUUUUGUUCCUUCAUUAAUUUUAACCAUUAUUCCAUUCGUUACUUCAUUAUUCCAAAAGAAUUUCUAUUUAGGUGAUACACAAAAUGCAGUUGAAUUAAGAGAAGAACAAAGAAGAAAAGAAUCAGAUAAACCUAAACCAUUCUGGAGAAAGAUUACUGAUUUCUUGGAUGAUCCAUUAAGAAAGGAAUAA